CACAUUGCGCACGAUCGAUCAUGCAGUUGUUGUCUUUUCUUUCUUUUUUAUCUAAUUGCAUCAAAAUCUCCUUUGUCAGCAGGGUUUAAAUGCAGGAGAACAGGAGUUAUUCCUCGUUUUGAAGCGGAUAUGCAGUAGCGUGGGUCGGAGCAGAGAUGCGUACCGCGCAGAGCGAACUCCAUCUUCUCUGCAAAUAGGCAGCGUCCAAGAGCCGAAAAUGUCUAAGUCGGAGGUGAAGAAGGAGUCGGGUGAUUCCAGUCCCUCGGAGGCCUCCUGUCUCUAUUCUCCUGCGGCCAAGAACCAGUGCGCCAGCUGCGGCUUGGAGAUCCACGACCGAUAUCUGCUCAAGGUGAACAACCUGAACUGGCACCUGGGCUGUUUGGAGUGUUCCGUGUGCAGAGUGUCUCUGAGCCAACACAGCAGCUGCUACGUGAAAAACAAAGAAAUCUACUGCAAACUGGACUAUUUCAGUAGGUUUGGCACCAAGUGCGCUCAGUGUGGUCGGCAGGUGUACGCCAGCGACUGGGUACGACGAGCUCGGGGCAGCGUGUACCACCUGGCCUGUUUCGCCUGUUACUCCUGUAAGAGGCAGCUGUCGACCGGGGAGGAGUUCGGCCUGGUGGAGGACAGGGUGCUCUGCCGCAGUCACUAUGACAUCAUGCUGGAAAACCUGCGCAGGGCAGCAGAAAACGGGACAGGACUGACCCUGGAAGGAGCGCUGCCCUCUGACCAGGACUGUCAACCCAAACCAGCCAAGAGGGCACGGACGUCCUUCACUGCCGAGCAACUGCAGGUGAUGCAGUCUCAGUUCGCUCAGGACAACAACCCUGACGCUCAAACUUUACAGAAACUUUCAGAAAUCACAGGCCUCAGCAGAAGAGUCAUACAGGUUUGGUUUCAGAACUGCCGUGCCCGACACAAAAAGCAGCCGCUCCAGAACACUUUCUCCCAGAGUGCUCCUCUGUCCAGGAUGCCGCCGUCACUUCCAGAGGAUAUCCACUAUUCUCCGUUCAGCAGCCCCGAGCGACCACAUCUACUGGCUCUGCACGGAUACUUGGACACUCAUCCCUUCUCCGUACUGGCAGCUCCAGGACAUUUGACCCACCCAUCCAUCUCUUUACCACAGCUUCCUAUCAGCCGCUGACCUCCCGUCUCCACGUCUGUCCCUCCUUUUUGUGACCUAAAAUAAGAAAAAAAAAGGAAAAAAAAUGACAAAUCUAUUUUUUUAGCUCCCGUGGUACUGUUGUUGUGUCUGCACUGCUGUGGAGGAAAAAGAAGGAACAACCAGACAAUCUGUUUCCAAUCACUCCGCUCCUGAGCUUUGACACUGUAAAGUUAUGACGGGGUUGUAGGAUCAGCAGAUUGUGGUCACGGGAGAGACACAGACUGCCUUCUAGAAUUUUCUAUACUUGUGUAAACAAACACCACUUAAAUUUCAUUUCACUUUAUGUUUCUGUAAAAGGACAGAAGACACCACAUCAGGUCCAUUCCUUCAUGUUAAUCCCAUCAUGUACAUCAGUGUUUCCCAACUUUUUUUCUGGGGACCCAUAGUUUAAAAGUCACAAACCCU
This is a messenger RNA of Cynoglossus semilaevis (tongue sole), 1570 nucleotides long. Its product is annotated as LIM/homeobox protein Lhx6-like. Gene Ontology annotation, cellular component: nucleus. Gene Ontology annotation, biological process: regulation of transcription by RNA polymerase II; neuron differentiation; forebrain neuron development. Lineage: Eukaryota; Metazoa; Chordata; Actinopteri; Pleuronectiformes; Cynoglossidae. Gene Ontology annotation, molecular function: DNA-binding transcription factor activity, RNA polymerase II-specific; RNA polymerase II transcription regulatory region sequence-specific DNA binding. The transcript is spliced from 8 exons. The record is from RefSeq and is a predicted model, not a curated record. The coding region runs from base 218 to 1144 and encodes 308 amino acids.